This is a messenger RNA of Nymphaea colorata (pocket water lily), 3437 nucleotides long. RefSeq names its product replication factor C subunit 1. Gene Ontology annotation, cellular component: DNA replication factor C complex; nucleus. Gene Ontology annotation, biological process: DNA replication; DNA repair. Gene Ontology annotation, molecular function: DNA clamp loader activity; ATP binding; DNA binding. The record is from RefSeq and is a predicted model, not a curated record. Bases 297 to 3218 code for a protein of 973 amino acids. NCBI's taxonomy places the organism in Eukaryota, Viridiplantae, Streptophyta, Magnoliopsida, Nymphaeales, Nymphaeaceae. The transcript is spliced from 23 exons.
UUUUUUUUGAUUUUAUAAAAUUUGUUGUUUUCUUGACACGAACUCGAGGCUUCCCGUCCGGAAGCGGAAAAGAGGUGUCGAUCGUUUCAGAGGAGGAGCCACUGGAAUGAUGAAGAAGCAAAGCUCCUCUCUCUGACCAUCGAUGAGCAGACUUGGAAGAUUCGAGAUUCCGAUUUGGGAAGAGUUCGAGGUUUCUUCGGGAAGGUUAUAGGGCAAUCUUUUAGUGUAACCGGUUUCAUCCGUGAAGGGAAAGAGAAACCACUAAAGGCGAUCGACUUUCGAUAUUUUUUUGCGUCAUGUCGGAUAUCCGGAAAUGGUUCAUGAAACAGCACGACAAGGGAAAUGGAGCCCUCCCCAAGUCAGAGAAACCUGCCAAGGACGUGCAAUCUCCAAAACCAGAUCAGAUUCCAGUGGACGAACCAAGCUCGGGUAGAAGGAAAACUAGCAAAUACUUUGCGUCUGCUGCCGGGCUAGGAGCAGGGGAGAAGCAGAAACCGGAAGAAGAUAUUAAACCUGAGAAGAACUCUGCAAAAAGAAAGGCACAGAAGAGCACUGAAGUUGAGGAAGAGGCUGAAGAUACCAGAACACCUGUGGGAAAGAAGAUACAUAAAGGUCGUGACGACGAUGAUGAGGACUUUGUAGUGCCGAGUGCUAAGAAGAAAGUGGUCGAAGUCACACCUAAGAAGGACGCUAAGAGGUUGAAGAGCGGUUCAGGCAAAGCGGUCGUAUCGAAGUCAGUGGACAGUGAUGAAGAAGAAGAUGAAAAGACUCCAUCUGCAGCACCCAUUAAACCUGCUGGAAGGGGUGGUGGUGGUGGUAGAGGAGCCGGGGGCUCUGCAGCCGGUCGUGGUAGAGGAAGAGGAGGUGGCAGAGGAGGGUUUAUGUUUGGAGAGAGAAAAGAUCCUCCACAUAAAGGGGAGAAGGAAGUGCCAGAUGGUGCUCCUAAUUGUUUAGCGGGCCUAACGUUUGUGAUCAGUGGAACACUUGACAGCUUGGAGAGGGAGGAAGCUGAAGAUUUGAUCAAGCGUCAUGGUGGUCGUGUUACUGGUUCAGUCAGCAAAAAGACGUCUUAUCUUUUAGCUGAUGAGGAUAUUGGAGGCGUAAAAUCUUCUAAAGCGAAAGAACUUGGUGUAAAUUUUUUAUCAGAAGAUGGGCUGUUUGAUAUGAUCCGCAAGUCUAAGCCCCCAAAAGCUUCUCCUGAUGGAAAUUCAAAAAGGAAGGCAACUGAUAGUUCCCAGGCGAAGCCAAGCAGUGUUAGUUCUCCUGUAAAAGUUGAACAAAAGGGAAUGCCAUCCCCAGGAAAAAGGCUUGAAAAGGUUACUGAAAAGUCAAGUUCCUCUCCUGGUAAAGGAAAGCUUCAGACUUUAGUGAAACAUGCAUUGCCGUGGACAGAAAAGUAUCGGCCUAAAGUUCCGAAUGAUAUCAUUGGCAAUCAGUCAAUUAUCAAACAAUUGCAUGAUUGGUUGUUGCACUGGGAUGAGCAACAUCUACAUUCUGGCCAUAAGAGCAAGGGGAAAAAGCAGAAUGACGGUGCAUCUAAGAAGGCUGUGUUGCUGAGUGGGUCACCUGGUAUUGGGAAGAGUACUACUGCAAAGCUGGUUAGCCAGAUGCUUGGAUUUGAGGCUGUUGAGGUGAAUGCUAGCGAUAGCCGUGGAAAGGCUGACAGUAAAAUUACUAAAGGCAUUGGUGGAAGCACAUCAAAUUCAGUAAAAGAACUUGUCAAUAAUGCUUCCCUUUCUGUUAAUGUUGGCAGGACAAAGAAAACUAAGUCUGUUCUGAUAAUGGAUGAGGUGGAUGGAAUGUCUGCUGGAGAUAGAGGUGGUGUUGCUGAUCUCAUUGCUAGUAUAAAGAUUGCAAAGAUUCCAAUUAUUUGUAUUUGUAAUGACCGCUAUAGCCAAAAACUGAAAAGCCUCAUCAAUUACUGUCUGCCUCUUAACUUUCGAAAGCCUACAAAGCAGCAGAUGGCAAAGAGGCUGUCACAAGUUGCUGCUGCAGAAGGGCUACAAGUUGACCAGAUCGCUUUAGAAGAGCUUGGUGAAAGAGUUAAUGGGGAUAUGCGAAUGGCAUUAAACCAAUUGCAGUAUAUGAGUCUUUCUUUGUCAGUUAUCGGUUAUGGUGAUGUGAGAGAACGACUUCGUACUAGUGCAAAAGAUGAAGAUAUUUCGCCCUUCACAGCUGUGGACAAGCUCUUCGGGUAUGGUGGUGGAAAGUUGCGGAUGGAUGAGAGAAUCGAUCUAAGCAUGAGUGACCCUGAUCUUGUCCCUCUUCUUAUUCAGGAAAAUUACAUCAAUUAUCGUCCUAGUUUGGGAAGCAAAGAUGACAGUGGUGUUCAACGCAUGAAAUUAAUUGCUCGUGCUGCUGAAUCCAUUGGAGAUGGGGACAUAAUCAAUGUGCAAAUCCGUAGAUAUCGUCAAUGGCAACUAUCACAAUCUGGUUCUCUUGCAUCUUGUAUUAUUCCUGCUGCAUUGUUGCAUGGCCAGAGGGAGAUCCUUGAGCAGGGAGAGCGAAAUUUUAAUAGGUUUGGUGGAUGGCUGGGGAAAAACUCAACCAUGGGAAAGAAUCUGAGGCUAUUGGAUGAUGUUCAUAUUCAUUUUAUGGCUUCUCGUGCUUCUGAUGCAGACAGGGGUACAAUGCGCCUUGAUUACUUCCCACUUCUCUUGAAGCGAAUGACUGAUCCUCUUCGCACGAUGCCUAAGGAUGCUGCAGUUCAAGAGGUUGUGGAGUUCAUGGAUGCAUACUCAAUGAGUCAGGAGGAUUUUGACACAAUUGUUGAAUUAUCCAAGUUCCAGGGACAUCCUAAUCCGCUGGAUGGGAUACAACCAGCUGUAAAGUCUGCACUUACAAAGGCAUACAAGCAAGGAAGCAGUUCUCGCAUUGUUCGUGUAGCAGAUCUAAUCACCCUUCCAGGGCAGAAAAAGGCUCCAAAGAAAAGGAUUGCAGCAAUAUUAGAGCCUGUGGAAGAUGGUGUCGUAGAAGAGAAAGGUGAUGCUUUGGUGGAAGAUGAUGAAGAAGAAUCACCAGACACAGAAGACCCUGAAUCUGGUGCCAAGGAAGAUGGACCUGUGGAACUCUCUCUUCAGAAUGACAAAUCAAAAGGAAUACAAGUGCAGCUGGAUUUGAAAAAUGGAGCAACCACGAGUUCGGAAGCAGCAGCCUCAAAAGGUUCUGCCCAGAAGAAGACUGCUCGAGGCUCAGGGGGUGCCAAGAGGAAGAGAUGAAUAUGGAGAACUCUGUUUAAAAUGGUUGUCAAAUGGGAGGUUUCCCAAUUUUGUUUGUUUUCUUUGAAGUUUCUUUUUCUGUUCUUUCUUUUGUUUUUGGAGCCAUUUAUUAAAAUGGUCUUUCACUCAGUUGUUGGUUAUUUGUUGCCUUUUCUUCUUUACAGUUUUCUCUAGUGUACAUUAUGUUCAUAUCAAUUAGAACAUGUUCUUUAGGUUUUC